Molecule: messenger RNA, 2767 nt
Organism: Centropristis striata (black sea bass)
Lineage: Eukaryota; Metazoa; Chordata; Actinopteri; Perciformes; Serranidae
Gene: tardbpb
Product: TAR DNA binding protein b
Exons: 6
Coding region: 325-1590 (421 amino acids)
Biological process (GO): regulation of gene expression
Cellular component (GO): nucleoplasm
Molecular function (GO): RNA binding
Source: RefSeq, a predicted model, not a curated record
CCUCUUUCGCUCAGAUAAAGCCAUUUUGGUUGGCCGUGCUCGUUGCAUGGUGGUUUUAUGUUUCUCCUCGUGGAAAUAAAAAAAAGAAAACCCUGCUGUUUUUCUUUCUGUGCGUUGGAGGCGAGACGGACGAUUAGUUGGGUAACUUCAUGAGCCUGCCGAAGCUGUUUUGAGGAGAUCGUUUCAGCCGGAGCCGUUAGCGUGGGACCGUGCGCAGUUUUCAUUACGCGGCGCAGUUGAACGGCCGUCGUCCAGUGGUGACGUCACAGAUCCCAAACGAACAAAGGAACACUAGAAGUUUUCUUUCUGGAGGAGAAAAAAAAAAUGGCGGAAGUGUACAUUCGAGUGGCGGAGGAGGAAAACGAGGAGCCCAUGGAGAUCCCGUCCGAGGACGACGGCACGGUUCUGCUUUCCACCGUGGCGGCUCAGUUCCCAGGGGCGUGUGGCCUGCGCUUCAGGAGCCCCGUGUCCCAGUGUAUGCGGGGCGUGCGGCUGGUGGAGGGGGUCCUCCACGCGCCAGAAAACGGAUGGGGGAACGUCGUUUAUGUGGUGAACUAUCCAAAAGUCCUUCUUUUUGAAGGAUCUGAAAGACUCUGCACUGAUCAUGUUUCAGACAACAAAAGGAAAAUGGAGGAAAUUGAUGCCUCCUCUGCAGUAAAGAUGAAAAGAGGAGAUAUGAAGACAUCAGAUCUCAUCGUUCUGGGUCUUCCUUGGAAGACAACUGAACAGGAUCUGAAAGACUACUUUAGCACAUUUGGAGAAGUCAUCAUGGUUCAGGUAAAACGAGAUGCCAAGACAGGAAACUCUAAAGGAUUCGGCUUUGUGAGGUUCACAGAGUAUGAAGCUCAAGAGAAGGUGAUCUCCCAGCGCCAUAUGAUUGACGGAAGAUGGUGUGACUGCAAGCUCCCUAACUCGAAGGUGAAUCUGCAGGGCCCGGAUGAGCCUCUGAGGAGCAGAAAAGUGUUUGUAGGCCGUUGCACAGAAGACAUGACCACUGACGACCUCCGGCAGUUCUUUAUGCAGUACGGAGAAGUCACAGACGUCUUCAUCCCCAAGCCAUUCCGUGCUUUUGCCUUCGUCACAUUUGCAGAUGAUCAGGUUGCCCAGUCUCUCUGUGGAGAGGACCUAAUAAUCAAAGGCGUCAGUGUUCACAUCUCAAAUGCUGAGCCCAAACACGGCAAUAGGCAGUUUGAUCGCACGGCGCGGUUUGGGAAUGGUUUUGGCGCUCAAGCAUUUGGUAGCAGCCGUAGUGGGUUAGGGAGCAGCACCAACAGUAGUCUGGCUAAUUUUGGUUCCUUCAGUCUGAACCCUGCCAUGAUGGCUGCUGCUCAGGCUGCUCUGCAGAGUAGUUGGGGGAUGAUGGGGAUGCUGGCUAGCCAGCAGCAGACCUCCACCUCAGGCAGCACCUCCAGUGGAACCAGCUCCAGUAGGGACCAGAGUCAGUCUUUCAGUACAGGAAACAGCAACUACGGCACCAGCUCGGCCAGUCUCGGCUGGGGAACGGGGUCAAACUCUACAACCAGUGGUAGUGGGUUUAGCUCAGGGUUUGGGUCCAGUAUGGAGUCAAAGUCAUCUGGGUGGGGUAUGUAAGUUAAAUGUUUGUAUGGUAAGUAUUGUGACAAAGAUGAGUCUUUUCAAAAUUUAUUUCUGGUGUUGAUGCGUAUCUGAAAACUUAACACUUUUGUGGAAGAUGUUUUGUACAUUUGGAAAAAAUGCUAAAGAUUUAAUUUAGGAAGUGUUGAAGUGAAUUGUUUACCAGGAUGUCUGACUAAAGUGCUAUUUUGAUGUCUCAUUUGUUUGUAUCCAUUUCAACUGGAUUCUCUAAUGCAUGUAUUGUGAAAUGUGAUAUAACCAUUUUGAAAAUGCAUGAAUGUUUGUGGUUCACCAUUAUCCGGCUCUGUCAUCGACCUAAAAGGCAAUCUUGCAUUGGGAAGAAUCUGGUUGAAACCUAAAUGUUUUAAGUGCAACUUUAUUUGCAGUCAAGUUCUGUGGAAAAGCCUUCAUUGAAAUCUCUUCUGCAGUUCAUCUCUCUUCCAUUUUCCUGUGAGGAAGCUCCUCUUUGGCAGCAUUCUUGGGGUGAUAUCGGUAUCAUUCUCCCUCUUCCCACCUGUAAAUGCUAUGCCAUCAAAGAACGGCUUCACUCCGCAUGUUCUAAGAGACGGUGGGUGUUUUCACUUUUAUCCACUUUUAAAAUGGAAAGAACUGCGCAACUGACAUUUUAAGAACUGAUGAGUGCGAUUGAGGAUGGCUUGUGGCGAAGAGUGAAGCGAUGAGUGAGCGAACGGAGAGACGCGUGAAACGGACUGGUUGUGCAGUGAAAGAGCCCAAUUUGACUGCUUUUUGAAUGUGUGAGUGGAAGCUGCAGAUGCUACGAGCGCCUCCCCCUAACAUGGACAUUCUUUAAGUAGUACUUCAAGAUUUUUUUUUUUUUUUUUUUUUAAUCUUUUGCAAGUUUUUCCUUACUCUUAAGUAUGUCGAUCAAGUGCAGAAAUAUCAAAUGUAGUGGAAUGUUGUGAUGAAUAUUUGUAUUGCUUAUAUUAUCUGAUUUGAAUGCUGUAUGGUGUGUGCUUUCAUGUUAUUGAACUGAUCUGUAAGUGUGUACUUGAUGUGGAUGACACCUGCUGAAGACUCUGGGGGACGCUGAGUGCUAGUGUGAGAACGUGGAGUGGUGUGUCCAAUGGUUCCCAGUAGCUCUUGUGUUGUUUGUGAGGUGUUGAAAAAACAUGUCAAAUGAAGGGAGUUCUCUAAUAAAGUUCAUUUGAAUAGA